AAGAGUGUCGGAUCCCCUCCACCGAGGACAGUGUGGUAUCACAACCAAAACAUCAUCACUCACCAUCCACGAUUCACAAGGAAUAGAGAUGAUAGUUUACUAAUCAAAAGUAUUGACCAAGCUUUAAGUGGUAACUACACUUGUUUAGCCAAGAAUUUAUAUGGAUCGGAUUCUGUAGUGUAUGCAGUAAGAGUUCUACCUCUCCCUGAUCCACCUGCCUUAAGAACUACACCUUACAAAGAUUCCAUAGUUGUAGAAUGGGAUGAAAUCAAAUUACCAGGAAACGAUUCCUUAACAUACGGCAUAAGUUAUAAUUUAACAUGGCGAGAAGGUGACGGUCCGUGGCAGGAGGCUUGGCCAGUUGCGAGAGAAACCCGAUUACCAGGAAUACAACAACAUGCAUUGGCUGGACUAAAAUGUGGUACAAAGUAUUCAAUAAGAGUUACUGCGACUGAUAAUGUUGGUACAUCUGCCCCAGCCCAUGUCGAUGUUACUACUUUAGGAGGAGCACCGGUGUCACCACCCACAACCGAUUGGCUUUGGAGCAACGCCACACAUAUCUAUAUUCAGCUUAGUGGCUGGGAUGAUGGUGGUUGUGACGUCACCAAAUGGGAUGUAGAGUACAGAUUGCUUGGAUCCAAUUUAUGGCACAAAGCAGAAAAUAGAGCGCCUAUGGAACUUAGUAUAGGAUGGGGUUUCAUCGACAGUCACUAUCAGUCGCCACCUUUAAGAUCUCUACCUGCGUCUUAUGCAGUCGGUUCUUUGGCACCUGGGAAUUGGUACGAACUUAAAGUGACUGCAGUCAAUGACGCCGGAACAGCAUCGACCGUUUACACUUAUGCUACUAAAACUAUUGAUGGAGAGGAAAUUGGUCCACCUUCAGAAGUACUGGAUCUGAAUAUGCUUGUGAUUAUUUGCAGUUCUAUUCUGUUAGUGGUAUGCCUUUUCGCGUUCAUCUGUAUACUAUUUAGGAGACAUCGGCAAAAUUAUGCAUCACAAUAUCGACACUCGAUAGCUGAUGAAGUGAAGUCCAGAAAUGAGGCGAUUGCAUCGCACGUGGAACACAAAGAGAGAUAUGCUCAUACACCCAGAAUUUACACGUCCCCAAUACAUCCGAGGAAACCUACAAAGAAUGAAAUGUUCGAGAUCAGUCCUUACGCAGAAUUUGCGCUUGGCUUCCGAACAUUUGAUCACGUUGAGAAUCAAGAUUUGCCGAGUCGGUUACCUGGGAGACCAAGAUUUGACACGGAGACGAGUUUCCAGAAUCGUUCCGAGUCUGAUGAUAGCGACAGUACUUCAAAGGCUACGGUUACAGCAGUACCUAGACGACAUUGUCGCACGCCGCAUCACAGAUAACAAGAAAUGAAAACAUUGUAAAAUACUAUUGAAAGUUUAAUUUUAUAGUGAAAAGUUUUGAAACAAUCAUAUCAUAACCAGAUACGUUGCCAAAUAAGUUAGGGUAGAGUUAGGUUCAAGAACAUUAACCUUUUUUGCAUUCGAUUUAAGAGCGAUUUUGGAUUAAACAUAAUGCUUUUAUAUUAUCUUUGUUCAAAGACUGAAGUUUACGUACAUGUGUGUUUAGGACAGGUGCUCAUUUGCGUUUUGACCGUGCGGUGAAAUAACGCAAGUGUGUAUCUUGCCUUUAUUUUAUCUGCCGUGUUCAUUAUUGAACUGCCAAUCAUUUUUAAAGCAAUUUAUUCUUUAUCAAAACAACGUUUUUGACUAUUGUCUACGUGUAUGAGUAAAAUGAAGUGAGAUUAAAGGUCGUUUAGAUAGAAAUAAACGUCUUAAGGCUCUCUGUAUACAUUCCAUUACGCGCCAAUUUGUCUUGACCUUACUAUAACAUAGAUGUAAGAUUACUUGGAUGUACCAUAUUUUUAAUUAUAAAUGCUUCACUGGUUUUGUUACUGAAUUUAUUCAUUUACCGAUCUGUA
Messenger RNA from Papilio polytes (common Mormon), 1934 nucleotides. RefSeq lists its product as uncharacterized. Lineage: Eukaryota; Metazoa; Arthropoda; Insecta; Lepidoptera; Papilionidae. The transcript is spliced from 10 exons. Bases 673 to 1356 code for a protein of 227 amino acids. The record is from RefSeq and is a predicted model, not a curated record.